This is a messenger RNA of Symbiodinium sp. CCMP2456, 1332 nucleotides long. The record is from the annotation of a GenBank genome assembly. Lineage: Eukaryota; Dinophyceae; Suessiales; Symbiodiniaceae.
AUGGCCAAACUCUUCCACAUCAAGCCGGAGUUCGCCUACUUCCACCGUGCACUGGAGGUUUGUGCCGGCGGAAGGCUCUUCUUCGUCAUCGUAGACAACGAGGAGACGGGCAAAGCCCUGCUGGAGAAGGGUCAGCUGAGGCGCCGGGUGACCAUCAUCCCUCUGAACAAGAUCCAGGACAACAGCAUCUCUCCGCAAGUGGUUCGCCAGGCCCGAAGCAUCCUUCCAGAAGGCGCCGAUGCCCAAGUGGCCAUGGAGAUCGUAGGCUUCGAGAAAGAAGUCCAGAGCGCCAUGAAGUUCGUCUUUGGCCCGUACAUGGUGUGCGACACUGCGGAGACGGCGAAGAUGCUAACCUUCCACCCCAACGUGCGCGUUCGUACCGUCACCCGGGAUGGGGACAGCUACGACCCGGCUGGCACCAUUACCGGCGGCUCCGCUCCGAAGGGUGGCAACCUGCUCCAGAAGCUGCAGCAAGUGUCUGAAUUGGAGAAGAAGGUCCUGCAGUACCGCUGCCAGUACGAGAAGGCGGCCUCGGAGGUUCAGAAGAUGCAGGCAGCGGCCCAGCACUACGCCAGCCUCGACCGCGAGGUCAAGUGCAAGGAGCACGAGUUGGCUCUUCUGGAAGACCGCAUCAACCGGAGUGAGCACGCAACGACGGAGCAGUCGGUGCAGGACAUGCAGACGGAGUUGCAGAAGCUGCAGGAGGAUAUCCAAAAUCUUCCCGAGGAGAAAAAGACGCUGGAGAAGUCUUCGAAACAGCUCGAGAAGGACAUCAAGAGCCUCGAUUCCGGUCGCGACGAGCGCAUCAAGUACUUCGAGCGCCAGGUCGUCGAGCUGAAGAAGGCCGCCAAGCAGAACGUAGAGAAGAUCGAGAAGCAGCGAGAAAAGACGGAACAGGCGCAGGUGGAGGUUGAAGUCCUUCGCAACGAACUGCAAGCCCUCGAUGCAAAGGACCAGGACAGCGGCAAGGGCCAGGAGGCUAUCUUGGCUGAGAUCGAGCAGAUGUCGGAGAACCUGGAAGCCAAGAAGGAGUCGUAUACCUCCGCCGGGGAACGGCUGGAGAUCAUGAGGGUGGAACUCCAGAACUUGGACGAAUCCUUGGGCCAGCUUGCAGAAGAGCUGGGCGGCAACAAGCAGAAACGGGAAGAGAAGGAGCUGGAGCAGAAGCGAGUCACGCACAAGAUCCAGCAGCUCCAGAAGGAUGAUAAAGAGUCCCAUGUGGUGGUUGCCCGCAUGGAGAAGGAGCACCCCUGGAUCCAGAAGGAGCAGGCCUUGUUCGGAAAGAAGGGUACCGACUUCGACUUCCAGGGCAACCACUACCAGCAGAACAAG